Molecule: messenger RNA, 2246 nt
Organism: Oncorhynchus mykiss (rainbow trout)
Lineage: Eukaryota; Metazoa; Chordata; Actinopteri; Salmoniformes; Salmonidae
Product: cholecystokinin receptor type A-like
Biological process (GO): neuropeptide signaling pathway
Cellular component (GO): plasma membrane
Molecular function (GO): gastrin receptor activity; neuropeptide receptor activity
Source: RefSeq, a predicted model, not a curated record
GAGCAGAACAUAGGUUUUUAAGCAAAACAUGCAUGUGGAGUUGUCAUGUUGUGAUGGAUCACCAUCAUCAGGUGAGCCUCUGUCCAGUACCAUAAUGACAGCCUAUUAUCUCUCACAUGUGAGCAAUAAAUCACAUCUCACAGAUUUUUUUUUGUUCAUAACAAAUCUAAAACUAUUUUAUUUUUGGUGAAAACCUAGACGUGGUAUUCUUAAAAUAUGUCACUUAAAUAGUCUAUACAACAGACUAAAACAAAAUCACUGUAAGCCUACAAAAACCCUUUAAAAUUGUUGCGGCUGCUGUUUCACUUGCAUGACCAUGGGCUCGAGAGGCGGGCUCUCUUAGACCGGAGUUCUCUAUCCACCCAUCCAUACUGUUAUAUUUCUCAUAUCCAACAUUGAAGUGCUGGAGCACAACAAAAUGUGCAUGCAGCAGACGCUUGAAGUCAAUAAUUUUUGCUCACUGACUGAUACCCGUCAAUUUCGUUGAAAGCUGGAUAAUAAUUUUGCAUCAAACAAAUGGGGUCAUGCAAACUUCUGGAGAAUAUGAACAUGACAUUUGGGGAGUGAUUUGCAGACAUAAUAUCAAGUUUGUACGGAAUGGGUUCCUUUGCAUAACCUCAUUUCAGUUUAUGCAUCAGACAAAAUAACAUAGAAAAGCUGAAAUGGAGACAUUUACAUUGCAUGAUAUGCUCAAAAACUCCACUAAUCUUUAUAAGAUAUUAUGUGACUUUGGAAUCAAGAAUGUGUCGGAGUGCGACGAUGAAAGCCAGACGCGGCCGGAACCGAAAGAUUUGAACCAGACGGUGCGCAUCUUCCUCUACUGCCUCAUCUUCCUAGUCAGCGUGCUGGGUAACAGCCUGAUCAUCGCUGUGCUGGUGAGGAACCGCCACAUGCGCACAGUCACCAACCUGUUCCUGCUCUCCCUGGCCGCCAGCGACCUGAUGCUCUGCCUCUUCUGCAUGCCCUUCACCCUCAUCCCCAACCUCAUGAGGGACUUUGUGUUCGGCUCAGGCAUCUGCAAGGUGGCCAUGUACUUCAUGGGUAUCUCGGUGAGUGUCUCUACCUUCAACCUGGUGGCCAUUUCUCUGGAGCGCUACAGUGCAAUCUGCAACCCCUUGACCUCCCGUACCUGGCAAACCAAGUCCCACGCUGCCAAGGUCAUCUCUGCCACCUGGGUGGUGAGCUUCCUGCUCAUGCUGCCCUACCCCAUCUCCAGCACUCUGGUGCCCUUCACCCGGGUUAACAACAGCACAGGCAACAUGUGCCGCCUGGUCUGGCCCAGUGAUGUCAUCCAGCAGUCCUGGUACGUGUCCCUGCUGCUGCUCCUCUUCCUGGUCCCUGGGAUCGUGAUGAUGACAGCCUACGGGCUCAUCUCCCUUGAGCUCUACAGGGGCAUUAAGUUUGAGAUGACCAACAGGAAGUCCAGCAGAGACAGACAGUGCAGCACGGGCAGCAUCAAACCCAGCGACAACGACGGCUGCUACCUCCAGCCUGCCAAGAAGGGCGAGCUUGCCCACCUCCAGAGCCCUCUGUCGACCCACAGCCCUAACGUGACCAUCAAAAUCAGAGACAGCACGGGCAGCACUAAGUCCACGCUGAGCCGUGUGUGCAGCAACAGCUCCACCUCUAACCUGAUGGCUAAGAAGCGCGUGAUCCGCAUGCUCCUGGUCAUCGUCUGUCUCUUCUUGCUCUGCUGGACACCCGUGUUUGCCGCUAAUGCCUGGAGGGCCUUUGACCGCCGCUCUGCCGACAAGCUCCUCUCGGGGGCGCCGAUAUCCUUCAUCCACCUGUUGUCGUACACCUCGGCUUGUGUCAACCCCAUUAUAUACUGUUUCAUGAAUAACCGUUUCCGCCAAGGGAUUCUGUCCACCUUCACCUGCUGUAGCUGCCCCAAGGGCGGUGGGGUCAGGAGGGGGGCUGGGAGUAGGAUCGGGACGGGAACGGGGAGAGGGGGAGGAAGAGGAGGGAUGAGGAGCGGAGAGAACGGGCACACGCCAUCCAGUGGUAAUAGCACGCGCUUCACAUACAGUAGUAUCCGUGGCUCCGCUCAGGCUUAGCUUCCUUUGCCAUCAUCGACCAGUCAGAAGUAGGUAGUGGUCAUGAAGACGGGGUGGCCUGUCCAAAGUGUGCCCCCUCCCACCCACUGUACCAUGAUAUUUUGGUCUCUGUUAAGGUCAUGCCUUCUUUCCACUUCAAAGUCCCCGUGCCUGUGAGAGUGGACAUGUACACUGAGUAUACAAACCAUU